Molecule: messenger RNA, 420 nt
Organism: Nezara viridula (southern green stink bug)
Lineage: Eukaryota; Metazoa; Arthropoda; Insecta; Hemiptera; Pentatomidae
Source: the annotation of a GenBank genome assembly
AUGCUGUCGAACGACUUCUUUUCACUUUCGAAAGAACAUCGAAUGACCUACGAGACUCUUAUGGGACCGCAGCGUGUUACCGCAACUGAUCAAACGUUUUUACGCCCGGUAGUUAUAGAAUUCCGUUCCUCUCCAGAGCGCAUUAUGGACACUGAAUCGUUAUUUUCGCUUUUAUUGCGACUGACCGUUAGAGAUAGAAUUAGAAGAAGAGACUCGCUAGCGUGUAGCUCACCUGUAUCCAGGCUGCACGCUUUGGCGCGUUCUAAUCCCGACAACACGACCCAACAGGAACGCGGCCUCUUACCUUUCCCCUACAAUCACACCGGCCUCUUCCCUUCCUUAAUACCACCCUUCCUUCCAUUCCCUGUUAUUAUCAGCCUCUCCGGGACGUCGGUGUCAAUCUCCAUCCCCUACUUUUAA